AUGAGGCUCCGUCCGACUGCGGCGGCGACAUUGCUCGCGCUUGCGCCUGAGCAUGUCCUCGCCGAUAGGUCCGUUUUGCCUAGAGGCUCUUCUCACCAAUGUUGCGCCUCCCUCUCAUCCAGCGAGGUUGGCGAUAAAGUCAUCUAUCCCGGCGACGCAGCGUACGAAACGUCCGUUCACUCGUACUGGGCCGUGAACGUACAGCUCGAGCCCGCUUGCAUCGUGCAGCCACAUUCCGCCGACGAUGUUGCGGCCGUUGUGCAGAUCUUGACGAGUGCUGGUGGUGACUCGCCUUGCAAGUUCGCGGUGCGUAGCGGUGGCCAUAUGACCUGGGCGGGCUCGAACAACAUUGAAACCGGCGUCACUAUCGAUCUGCAGAUGAUGAACAGCACGAUCUACAACGAGGAAGCUAAAGUUGCGUCGAUUCUCCCUGGCGCGCGCUGGGAGUCCGUCUACAAGACCCUUGAGGAGUAUAAUGUUGUGGUGCCCGGUGGGCGUACCGGUCCUGUCGGUGUUGGCGGGUUCUUGCUUGGAGGUGGCAACUCGUUCCAUGCUGCGCGCGUCGGCCUCGCCUGCGACAACAUCAUAAACUACGAGGUCGUCCUGGCCAGCGGCCGCAUCGUCAACGCCAAUAUCGAGUCCAACACGGACCUCUUCAAGGCGCUGAAGGGCGGCGGGAACAACUUCGGUAUCGUGACCAAGUACGAGGUGAAGGCGAUCGAUAACGCCAAUCUCUGGGGUGGCAUCUCGAUCUACGACAACUCCACCACAGACCAGCAGAUCGAUGCCCUGGUUAAGUUUAUUGACAACAUCGAAAACGACCCUUACGCUUCGUGGAUCGGUCUGUGGCAGUACAACUCCACCACGGACAAGACCCUCAUCAGUAGUCCGCUCGACUACACCAAGCCGGUCGCGUAUCCGGAGACGUUUAACGAUUUCUACAAGAUCCCUAACAUCUCCAGCUCGACACGGUUUGCCACCUUGUACAAUCUGACCAGUGAGCUGCAGCAGGCUGCAGGAUAUCGUGAUGUGUUCCUCACCAGCACCUAUCUCAACAGUGCCAAGGUCCUGCAAAAGACCAUCGAUAUUCUCAACGAGAAGAUCCUCAAAGCCAAGCCCGUGGCCCAAGGCAAGGACUGGUCCAUCAUGGUGAUCAUCCAGCCCUGGCCUAAGAUUUUUUGGCAGCGGACCCAGAGCAACGGUGUCGGCAACGUGCUCGGUCUGGACCGGUUUGAUGACAACAUGCUACAGGUUUUGUACGAUUACUCCUGGGACAGCGAGGCCGACGAUGCUCUCUUCCAGUGUCUGUGUGAGGAGGCGAUGGCCGAGCUGGACGACUACGCCAAGUCCAUUGGCAAGUACAAUGAGUACAUCUACCUCAACUAUGCCGACAAGACCCAGAAUCCUCUUCGCGGGUACGGCGAUGAGAACGUUGAGUAUAUCAGAGCGGUAGCCCAGCGGUACGAUCCUGACGGCGUCUUCCAGACCCAGGUGCCUGGAGGAUUCAAGGUGUCUCAAGCGUAG
Messenger RNA from Aspergillus terreus NIH2624, 1524 nucleotides. RefSeq names its product FAD-binding oxidoreductase. NCBI's taxonomy places the organism in Eukaryota, Fungi, Ascomycota, Eurotiomycetes, Eurotiales, Aspergillaceae. Gene Ontology annotation, molecular function: FAD binding. The coding region runs from base 1 to 1524 and encodes 507 amino acids. The record is from RefSeq and is a predicted model, not a curated record. The transcript has 5 exons.